This is a messenger RNA of Staurois parvus, 259 nucleotides long. The record is from the annotation of a GenBank genome assembly. NCBI's taxonomy places the organism in Eukaryota, Metazoa, Chordata, Amphibia, Anura, Ranidae.
AUGUGUCCCCCAGGCAAUAGGGGAUCAUGGGGCCCCUGUGUCCUUGCCCACACUCAAAGCACACCCAAAAAAGCCUAUAAAAGGUACCAGGGGCAUCUCAUGGGGCCCCCUACUGAUCCCGGGCCCUCAGGCAGUGCCCGAGUCUCCAAAUGGUCAGUCCGCCCCUGGCCAUAAUAUACAUUAUAUAUACAUAAAGAUGUACACAUACAUGACAGUAUCCUCAAUUUGUGAUAUUACAAAUCAGUCCUCAUGCACACUU